GAGGGAAUGAAAUAGGGACAAGCUGUCUAGCGUUUCCUAAGCGUAUCAGAGAGCUUGCUGAUUUAUAACAGUUUUGUUUGUUUCAAUUCCAAAUUUGACUUUUGUUUUUCCUCCUCUAGCAUCUCUACAUUGCUAAGACACUGGAUACUGGUUCCUUUAUAGGAAGAAAAAGCUAAAUUCCUCUACAACUCAGAAUGGGGAAAGAUUAUUAUUCUAUUCUGGGAAUUGAAAAGGGGGCUUCUGAAGAGGAUAUCAAAAAAGCUUACAGAAAACAAGCCCUUAAAUGGCAUCCAGAUAAGAACAAAUCUCCCCAUGCAGAGGAGAAAUUCAAAGAGGUUGCAGAAGCUUAUGAAGUGCUGAGUGAUCCCAAGAAGAGAGACAUUUAUGAUCAGUUUGGGGAGGAAGGGCUGAAAGGAGGAGCUGGAGGACCUGAUGGACAAGGCGGUACCUUUCGGUACUCCUUCCAUGGUGACCCACAUGCUACAUUUGCAGCUUUCUUUGGUGGCACAAAUCCUUUUGAGAUCUUCUUUGGAAGGAGGAUGCCUGGUGGCAGAGACACUGAAGACAUGGAAGUGGAUGGUGAUCCAUUUGGAUCCUUCACUAGCUUUAGUAUGAAUGGUUUUCCAAGGGAAAGGAAUACAGUUGGUAGCCAACUACGUCGUAAGCAAGAUCCCCCUGUCAUCCAUGAACUUAAAGUGUCAUUGGAAGAGAUCUACCAUGGCUGCACAAAAAGGAUGAGAAUUUCCCGUAAAAGGCUGAACCCAGAUGGUAGAAGCGUCCGAACAGAGGACAAAAUUCUCACUAUUGAGAUAAAAAGAGGAUGGAAAGAAGGCACCAAAAUCACCUUUCCAAAAGAAGGUGAUGAAACACCCAACACAAUUCCAGCUGACAUUGUUUUUAUUAUUAAAGAUAAACCUCACUCACACUUCAAGAGAGAUGGAUCAAAUAUAAUCUACCCUGUUAAGAUCAGCUUAAGGGAGGCUUUGUGUGGCAGCUCAAUCAAUGUGCCGACAAUAGAGGGAAGAACCAUACCCAUGACAGUAAAUGAAGUUGUAAAGCCUGGAAUGAGAAGAAGAAUUAUAGGAUAUGGCUUGCCAUUCCCCAAAAAUCCUGACCAACGUGGAGACUUAAUUAUAGAAUUUGAAGUAAUUUUCCCAGAUAACAUAUCUCCAGCAUCAAAAGAAGUACUUAGGCGAAAUCUUCCUGUUUCAUAAAGUGAAAACUGUGUAUGUCAAAACUAUUUAAACAGGACACUGAAGAUGCAGAAGACUGGCAAGUCUGUGCUUUAAAAGUGCAAUCUGUAACAGCUAGUGGAAUAUUUGGGGUUUUUUUUUUGUUGUUUUGUGGG
Messenger RNA from Rhea pennata, 1348 nucleotides. It is a transcript of the gene DNAJB4, whose product is annotated as DnaJ heat shock protein family (Hsp40) member B4. Gene Ontology annotation, biological process: negative regulation of transcription by RNA polymerase II. The record is from RefSeq and is a predicted model, not a curated record. Gene Ontology annotation, cellular component: cytosol. The transcript is spliced from 3 exons. NCBI's taxonomy places the organism in Eukaryota, Metazoa, Chordata, Aves, Rheiformes, Rheidae. Gene Ontology annotation, molecular function: protein-folding chaperone binding. The coding region runs from base 195 to 1214 and encodes 339 amino acids.